CAGUAAUGAUGACUGAAUAUUCUACAUCACACUUUAUUUACAGGGCAUUUAAAAUAGCAACACCAGGCAGUCGCGGUUCACGGUGUAAAAAUAAAAGGCAUUUAAAAUAGCAACACCAGACAGUCGCGGUUAACGGUGUAAAAAUAAAAGGCAUUUAAAAUAGCAACACCAGGCAGUCGCGGUUCACGGUGUAAAAAUAAAAGGCAUUUAAAAUAGCAACACCAGACAGUCGCGGUUAACGGUGUAAAAAUAAAAAAACAUUUCAGAGUUGAAGACUAGAAGCACAGCUGAUAAAAGCGACGGUAGAGGAAGCGUUUGGCAUCUCUUGAGUUCCCGUGUGGCUCAGUUUGUAGAGCGUGGUGUUUGCAACGCCAGGGUUGUGGGUUCGAUACCCACGGGGGACCAGUACGGAGAAGAAAAAAAAUGUAUGAAAUGUAUGCAUUCACUACUGUAAGUUGCUCUGUAUAAGAGCAUCUGCUAAAAUGUAAAUGUAAAAAAAAUCUCUGUCCUUCAGUGGGAAAGUGGUUUCCAGAGUCAUGUGAUUGUAGCUGUGCUGGUAAACGGAGAGCUUCACUUAGCUAAACACACAGCGACCGAAGCUAUUCUCCUCACGAAAGAUGUGAGUUUUCUCUCAUUUUUCCCCCCCCUUUUUUUUUUUUAUUUAUGAAGAAAAAAGUUUCUUGAGAAUUUGGUUGCAAUGUUAUUGAAGUACAAGUCAGGGCCCCAAACCGGGACCGGUCUGGACCACCCAUAUGGGGUGUAACACAGCCCAGUGGUCUGUAGCAUAUUCUAGGUAGUUUCAUCGGGCUAGAACCAGUGGCAGUGACCCGCUGGGAUGUUACGGAAGAGCAGUGACACUGGAGGAGGAGGAGGAGGAGGAGAGAAUAAUACUAAACAGAACAAACAGCAUCGCUCCAGCUCUACCCAGGGCCUGUCUCGCCUCUCCAACCCAAACACAGGGUCACCGUCGGCUGGGUCAACAAAGACCUGGGACAUGGGCAGGAGCUCCAGGACUACUAACCCUCUGGGGAGUAUGGGGCUGGGGUUCACCGUGGUAGGAGCGCCUGGGGUGGAUCCGGAUUACGUCAUGCAGCUGUUGAACGACGUGCGGAGGUUCGCAGAUGUACUGCUCAGCCUUAAAGAAACCUGCCACUCUAAAGAGUCCCAUGACGCUCUCCCUCAGCGGGUACAGGAGAGGUUGGGAGAGCUGCUGCGUGUUCUCAAGUCUGUCAUCGGCAAACACCAGACCCUCAACUCUGUAGACAUCCUCAGGGCUGCUGGGACCGUCAUCGCUAAGGUCAAAGGAAUUAACUUCAAGGAGGUAAACCAAGAAAACAAAACCGCUAUAUUUGGCGAGAUACACGCGUCCAUUGACACUUUGGCAUUCACAUUUGGCAAUGUAGUGUCUGACUUUCUUAUGGGAGAUGUGGACAGCCAAUCAGGGUUGGGGAUCCCACCUACCAGGAGAAGCAGGUCUUCUGAGAAUCUCUCUGUGGAUUCUGGGAGAUGUGUUCCAGAGAAGGAUUCUGGGUGGAAGAAUGACCUAGUGGGCCCAGAGGUGGCGCUGUCUGAGGAGGAGGAUGUUGACCUGACGCUGCAGAGGAACGACAGCGGGGUGGAGUCAGCUCUGCUCUAUGCCAAGACCUGGUCUAAGUACACCAAAGAUCUACUGGCCUGGGUCGACAAACGCCUGGGACUGGACAUCGAAUGUGCCAAGAGCUGUGCCAAAAUGGCAGAAUCUGCAAAGAUGCUUGCGAGUCAACAGGACUACAUGCCAUUCAGGGAUACCUAUAUCUCUACAUUUAAGAAUGACACAGAGUACAGCCAACUCCUCCUGCAGACUGCCACUGCCCUGCAGACCAACAAAUUCCUACAGCCGCUGUUGUCCAGAAAGACUGAGCUGGACAAACUGAGGAAAGACCUUAACGAGCAGUGGCAGAGAGAACAGAAGAAAAUGCAAGAGUCCGAGGCGGCUCUGCGUAAGGCCCAGUGGACCCAGACCCAGAGGACAGACGAGUACCAGAAGGCCCAGUCGUCAGCCAGCCGCUCCCAGGAGGAACAGCCCAGACAGCUGGAGAAGAAGAAGAAACUGGAGCAGGAGGCGCUACAGAAGGCUGAGGAUGCGAGGGACCACUACAGAUCGUGUGUAGCUGAUGCAGGAGUCAGGAGGGCAGAGCUGGCCAGCACCAAGACAGUCAUCCUCACUCAGAUCAGAGAACUGCUGGCUCAGUGUGACCUCACACUCAAAGCUGUGACAGUCAACUGGUUCCAGCUGCAGCAGGCCCAAACCUCGUCUCUCCCCGUCCACUACCAGGCCCUGUGUGAGAACGCUAAAAUGUACGAGCCUGGACAGAGAUACGCUGAGUUUGUCAGAAAUCUACCCAAAGAUCAGAUACACAUGGAGUCCUUCUCCAUUGAUGGACGGUUUGCUUUGUUCAGCAAGCGUUCGCUGGGCAGCACCAGUUCCCAUGGUAACUUGUCCCAGGUGUCCCUGACCUCCGAUGACGUCCUGAGUGGGGACGAGGUGGACAGUCCCCUGGGGUCGGGACCUGGGAAGAGGUCCAACAGCGCCACAGACAUACAAGGUGACUUUAAACGCAGACUACCCAGAACCCCCUCCACUGGCACCAUGUCCUCAGCAGAUGACCUGGACGAGAGACAACCACCCUCAGACAACGGUCUGGGUGAGAUGGUGACCGAGGCAGACGCUUCCCCUGGUCCGUUUCGUAACGCCCAGAUGUCCAAGGCGUCUCAGACACACAAGCUGAGGAAACUCCGAGCGCCGUCUAAGUGCAGGGAGUGUGACAGUCUGGUGGUGUUCCACGGAGCAGAAUGUGAAGAGUGCUCCCUGGCCUGUCAUAAGAAGUGUCUGGAGACUCUGGCCAUCCAGUGUGGUCAUAAGAAGCUGCAGGGAAGAUUACAUCUGUUUGGGAUAGACUUUACCCAGGCAGCUAAGAACAGCCCAGACGGAAUCCCCUUCAUCAUCAGGAAGUGUACCUCUGAGAUCGAGGGCAGAGCACUCCAUGUCCAGGGAAUCUACCGUGUGAACGGGGCUAAGUCUCGUGUGGAGAAGCUGUGUCAGGCGUUUGAGAACGGCAAGGACCUGGUUGAGCUCUCUGACCUCUCACCCCACGACAUCGGCAACGUGCUCAAACUCUACCUGAGACAGUUACCAGAGCCGCUGAUCCUGUACCGUUACUAUAAUGACUUCAUCGGAUUGGCCAAGGAGAGCCAGAGGGUGAUCAUCGAAGAGAAGGCUGCAGCCAGGGCCCUCCAGGACCAGGGGCGGCCAGGGGGAGAACAACCCCGACCAGGAGGCACCCAGCCUGGGGUAGAGGGAGAGCAGCCUCCCCUGAAAACCAGCCAGCCUGGAGGAGACCAGCCCAGUAUCAAACUCAAUCGAGUCAUCUUUAAGAUUAGAGACCUGUUACGACAGCUACCUCCUGCAAACUACAAGACCCUACGCUUCCUCGUCGCACACCUACACAGAGUGACAGAGCAGGCGGAGGAAAACAAGAUGACAGCCAGUAACCUGGGCAUUAUUUUCGGCCCUACGCUGGUCAAACCACGACAGACUGAUGCAGAGGUUUCCCUGUCUUCUCUGGUUGAUUACCCUUACCAGGCACUGAUGGUGGAGUUGCUGGUACGUCACUUCAAGAUGAUCUUUGACUUUGCCAGCACCGUCUCCUCUUCCUCCUCACCCACCAACACCUCCACGGCGGACCAGACCUCCACCCGACUCAGCCUUCAGGAGGAGCAGAGACUCAGCCGUCACUCCACCUCCCUGCUCGACAUCAAGGAGCAGAGCACCAAAGUCUGCAAGAGACACUCGUCGGUCAUCCCAUCCUCUCAUAUCCUGGAUGAGGUGAAGACAGGAAGGACAGGACCAGACAGGACAGGACCAGACAGAGAGUUAACAGCCCUGGAGAGACUCAACGGCGUUGGCUCUGCUACUGCUGGUGCUCCCAAGGUGCAGAGGUCUACCCUUGUGUUUGGCCGUCCCAGCAUCAACCUCUCCUCCUCUACCUCCUCUACGGCCCCUCGGGUCCAACUUCGCUCCCAGCGAUCUAGAAUACUGUUCCGACCAAUCAGCAUGCCCUUGGAGCGCCAGCCCCUCCCCACCCCCUGCCAGGUCGUUGAGAGAAACAGCCAGAACACCAACGACGCCGCCAUGUUGGAUCCUACCGCUGACUCCAUCAUGGAGUCGGCCGAGCCAGAGAAGGAAAAGCCUCGGAUUGGUGAGGGGUCAAGGGUCAGUACCUAUUUUAUCACACCCUUCAAUCCCCAGGCCGUGCAGCGUAAGACCUGGGACAGGAAGUACAAACACUACAAUGUCACGCCACGCACCGCCAUGAUCGUGGCUAAUUUACCGCCUGCCGGUACUGGCCCCGGAACACAGCCGACAGGGAAGCAGCCGACGAUGUCGACACAACCGUCCGUAUCUGGGCCGACAAGCUCUGCUCUCCCAUCCAGUGGUAGUGUCGACACCAUAUUCCCCAACAGCCCUUACACGUUGUCGGUGAAGGCUGGCCAGACGUCCAGAAGAGGCAGAGAGGAGACUAAGGACAGGCCUAACUCUGCUGCUGGAGGUGGUGGUGGGGAGACUAGAACCUCUACCAACUCCCCCAUAGUGUUCAGACAACCAAGGAAUCUGCAGCCUCCGCCCGGAACCUUCUACAAGCCUCCUGGUUCUUCAUGCACGAGAGGCUGGCCAUCAUCAAGUACCUCUGGGACCUCUAGCCCCAUCAAUAUGUCCCCAACUUCUACUGUUAAAACCUCUUCCCCGACUUCCCCUACUGUUAAAACCUCUUCCCCGACUUCUACUGUUAAAACCUCUUCCCCGACUUCUCCUACUGUUAAAACCUCUUCCCCGACUUCCCCUACUUUUAAAACCUCUUCCCCGACUUCUCCUACUGUUAAAACCUCUUCCCCGACUUCUCCUACUGUUAAAACCUGUUCCCCGACUUCUCCUACUGUUAAAACCUCUUCCCUGACUUCUACUGUUAAAACCUCUUCCCCGACUUCUCCUACUGUUAAAACCUCUUCCCCGACUUCUCUUACUGUUAAAACCUCUUCCCCGACUUCUCCUACUGUUAAAACCUGUUCCCCAACCUCUCCUACUGUUAAAACCUCUUCCCCGACCUCUCCUACUGUUAAAACCUCUUCCCCGACUUCCCCUACUGCUCUCCUCCUCGCUUCCUCCCAUUCCUCCACCAUUACUUUCUCCUCUACCCCUAUGGUUACCACCGCCACCCUUCAGACCUCAAACCUUCCCAUACACUGUCCACAGCACUCGGUGGACAGCUCUGUUAGCGUUGACCCUGAGGUUGAGACCUCCGCUGACCUUUCACCUCCCCAGUCCCCUCCCCCCAGCAGCUCAGAGGACCUCAGCCCCACUGAGGCCAAACCGCUGCACCAAAGACUGAGACCUCGGCCCAAACCCAGCGCUCCUGGCGAGGCCCACUUUGUCUGAACAGUGAUGUCAUCACACGCAGCUGGGGACACAGAAAACAACGACAACAACAUCGGCAAAAGACUGCCGUGAUAAUGGUCACGUUCCUGCCCGACGACAGUGCAGAUGUGUGCCAGAUCUGACGACGCCCGAACAGGUACUAUCAGCUAACCACGUCAUAUGAUAUAAGCCGUCUGAUGCCCAACUGCACAGUCCGUGACGUGGCACACAACCAUAGGCAGUCAUUACUUUACAUCAACCAAUCUCUUUCCUCCCUUUUGCGUGGCUCUAGGGAACAGGGGCGAUUAUUGGGGGAAAACCCAACAGUGGCAGUCUUGAAUUACUGUUGACGUCUGUCUGUAAGCAGGAAGUCUCCCCACUGUGGAUGAUGUCAUAUUGCCGAGUCUACUUUUACAGCCAAAAACCUUUUUUUAUAUAUGUGUGUGUGUGUGUGUGUCUGUAAAUCAUUUCUAUAGUGUGUAUCUCUGUACCAGAUUGUAUAUUGGGAAAAAUAACUAUUAUUUUGAUGUCAGAAGGUGUGUGAAAGGUAGAACAGGAAAGUGUUACCUACAUGUGUUUUAAUAUAUUAUAGUGUUGGGCCAGUAACCAAAAGGUUGCUGGAUCGAAUCCCCGAGCUGACAUGGUAAAAAUGUGUCGUUCUGCCUCUGAACAAGGCAGUUAACCCACUGUUCGCCAGGCGCUGAAGAUGUGGAUGUUGAUUAAGGCAGCCCCCCGCGGCACCUCUCUGAUUCAGAGGGGUUGGGUUAAAUGCAGAAGACACAUUUCAGUUGAAUCCAUUCAGUUGUACAACUUGACUAGGUAUCCCCCCUUUCUAUGUUCUAUGAUGAAUUCAGAACAAAUAAAUGCAUAAGCAGAGGCCGGUCCAUCCUAAUCAAAUAUACUUCUCAAAGCACUAUACAGAAUCCCACCAUCUGCAAUUCAUUGAAUUCUGUGUCAAUAUUGUGUUAUGUCCUGGUCAACACUUCCUAUUACAUCUGUUGUCCUGGUCAACACUUCCUGUUACAUCUGUUUUCCUGGUCAACACUUCCUGUUACAUCUGUUAUCCUGGUCAACACUUCCUGUUACAUCUGAUUGUCCUGGUCAACACUGCCUGUAACAUCUGUUCGCCUGGUCAACACUUCCUGUUACAUCUGUUGUCCUGGUCAACACUUCCUGUUACAUCUGAUGUCCUGGUCAACACUGCUUGUUACAUCUGAUUGUCUGGUCAACACUUCCUGUUACAUCUGAUUGGUCAACACUUCCUGUUACAUCUGAUACCCUGGUCAACACUGCUUGUUACAUCUGUUCACCUGGUCAACACUUCCUGUUACAUCUGAUGUCCUGGUCAACACUGCUUGUUACAUCUGUUCACCUGGUCAACACUUCCUGUUACAUCUGAUGUCCUGGUCAACACUGCUUGUUACAUCUGUUCACCUGGUCAACACUUCCUGUUACAUCUGAUUGUCUGGUCAACACUUCCUGUUACAUCUGAUUGUCUGGUCAACACUGCUUGUUACAUCUGUUGUCCUGGUCAACACUGCCUGUUACAUGUUUGAAUUAGUUACAAAUAUAUUCUACCUGCCAUCUCAUCACAAACUAUGUUUUUUUUUUUUUGGGGGGGGGGGGGUUCCAAAAUGGAACUGUAACUUAAAUUAAGUUCGUUUUCUCAAUGAAAUCAUGUAAUCAGUUCUUGUAGUCAUGUUAGAGAGAAACAAUUAAUUAGUUCUAUUGGGAAUUAAAUAAAAAUGUUGUUUUUACUUGUACAAUUAAUUAUACAGUGCAGGAAAUGUUGUCAUUUGUUCCUGUUCUGGAUGUCGGGAUUUGAUUCUAUCCUCGUGAUGCACUUACUUACUUAAUUCAGGUUCAAUGUUUUUACAAGCUUUUUUAUUGUAUUUUUAUUGUGCAGUGAAUGGAUAGAAUUUUUUUUUAUUUUUUUUACCCAUAAUCCUGUUCAGAUUAGCAUCUGAUACUUCAUGUCACUUUUUUUUGUGUUUACCUGUUUACGUUUUAUAUCCGUUACUUCCAAACGGAACGUUUUGUUGCAGUGAAUUAUUUGUCAACGUCUUGUGACCAUACAAAAAGACAUGCAAAAACAUCUUGCAUCACAUUAAAAGUAUAGUUGAAACUUUA
Salmo salar (Atlantic salmon) is the source of this 7582-nucleotide messenger RNA. Lineage: Eukaryota; Metazoa; Chordata; Actinopteri; Salmoniformes; Salmonidae. The record is from RefSeq and is a predicted model, not a curated record.